GAUCCGUGAGCGGGGUGUUGUAUGUCUCCAGUGGCCGAGAACACAGCACGACCUGCGAACAGUGUGCAGCCGGCCCCAAGCUCAAGCAGCAUGCAAGAUCUAUGAGCCUGGCGCGGUAGGCUUUCAGCGGCCUCGAGGCUGCAUUUCUGCUCCAGUGGCGCCAAGGCGCCCGCGGACCCGCACAUGUCGCCCGAAGACGAGGAUGCGCUCAGGCAGAUGCUGGGAGAGAGCGCGCAGGAGCCCGCCGACCUCCGCUCUGAGGGCGACCCGCACUGGCUCGCGAACGGCGUGCUGAUCGAGCUCCACAGCCUGGCUGGGGCCGCCCACCUCAACGGCCUGCGCGGCGAGGUGGUCGGCUAUGACGACAAGCAGCGGAGGUACCGGGUACGGCUGCAGUCGGAUCAGACGGUGAAGGUGGUGGCCAAGAAGAACAUGAUGCUGUACGUGGACCCAGGGGCGCUCGCCACGCCGUCCGUGCCAGGGGCGCCCCCGGUAUUUCUCGGCGGCGCGGUCGACGAUGGUGGCCGCGCCGCGUCUGGGUUGCAGUUGGGCCCCCCGAGCGCGGAGCAGAUCGCCCUGGCAGCGCAGACGCAGAGGGCGGAGGUCGUGCCCAGCAGGGACGCGCUGGCGCGGGUGCUGCAGGCCUUCGAGCACGAGCGCGGGCAGAUGCUGGAGAGGUGCGAGGCGCGCAGGGCGGGGAACGACGGCGUGCAGAUGUGCGAGGGCUACUUGGCACUCAUCGAAGCCUGGGGCGCGUACGAAGAGGCUGUGGAGGGCUACCAGAAGUAUUGGGGCCAAGACCCGGCAGUGAGCGAGGAGCACAAGCGGGCCGACGAGUCGAUGGGAAGUUGCCAGGAUCUGUACCAUUCCGUACGCACUUGGACGGAGAUGGCUUUGGACGAGGCCAACACACUCAAGCACAACAUCAGGAGGCACGGCGUCGUCAGCACUCUGAAAAAUGAGGUCGUGGGCAUGGGCACCGACGUCGCAGAGGUCGCGCAGGCGGCAGCGGAGACUGCGCCCAGGGUGCAGCAGAUCGUGCGGCAGGGGACCUCCAACCUCGGCGGCGCCGUGGCGCAGUCGGUCGGCGACAUCCGCGCCACGGCCUCGCAGACGAGGGAUCAGGCUGGCGGCUUCGUCAGGGAGCAGGUGGCCGCCCCAAUCAAGCGCGCCUGGCACCUGGUGCUGAUGGCCUUUUUCAUGUGCUUCAUCAUGCCCCUGUUCGCCCUCCGGACCUACGCGCCGAUGAACAGCGUGGUGUCCAACCUGGGACUGGUCUACGGUGUGGUGUGCGUGGCGUGCCCGCCGAGGUGGGCGCAGCAGCGCCCGCAGAAGGCUGGGAUGAUCCUGCUCUACCCCCUGGUACUCGUGGUGCUGCCCCUGCUUAUCCACUACUGGGUGACGCACCCGCCCUCUGGGCAGCGCUGGCAGCGGCCCCCGCAGCUGCCGGACGGGCUGUUCCACUGGCUCUCGCCGGAGCGAGCGCCGGCGCAGCCUGCUCCCGCGCCGGUGCCGAUGCCCUGGUGGAGCCGGGCUGGGGACCAGGCGCCCGCGCCGGCGGUCGAGCCCGCCCCAGCCCCGCAGAACGACCUGCCGCCCUCCCCAGAGCCACCGGCACCUCCUGCGCAGGGCCCCGAGCAGGCCCCCGCGCCGCCCGCUUCUGCGCCAGCGGCUGCCAAGGUCGGGUUGCCCGACGCGGCUCCAGAGGGCAAGCGCGGGCUCCUCCGCGCCCUGCUCCGCACACUGAAGGAGGCCUUCGGCAAGCUUCGGAGGGCCUUGCCCUUUGGGCGCGGCAGGGAGAAUCAGGGGAAACCCCGUCGCGGAGAAGGCCGCCGCCGUGGGCGGCGGUCCGCGGGCCUUCCUGCGGCUGCCCGCGGCCCCGGCGCGUCGGCGCCCGGGGCUCCCGGGCGAGGCGCGCCGGCGAGGCCAACGGCGGCACGGCGAGGCGUGAGGGCGGUGCCACUCCAGCCUCCAGCGCCCUCCCCUUGCUCCAGUUUUCCCCCUCUCUCGAAGGAGAGACACAAAGGGCUGCACGAGCACCUGCCGCCGGAGGCCCACUCGGCUCUCUCUCUCUCUCUCUCUCUCUCUCUCUCUCUUUCUCUCUCUCUCAGAGAGCGGCUCGAGGCCCCCCCUUGUGUGGCCGCGCCUCCGGCGCCGCCCCCUGGCGCGCUCCUCGUCGCGCCA
Messenger RNA from Prorocentrum cordatum, 2184 nucleotides. The record is from the annotation of a GenBank genome assembly. Lineage: Eukaryota; Dinophyceae; Prorocentrales; Prorocentraceae.